AUGGAUGGUUGUGUUUACUGUGGAGAGAAAGAAACAUCAGGUCACACUCUUUGGAAUUGCAGGGAGGCUGCUGAAGUGUGGAAGGAAUCGGGUAUCAAGAUCCCUCAUAGAGUUUCAGCGCAGAGAGACUUCAUUGAUAUUUUGUGGUUGAUGAGGGACCUGGGGAAACUGGCCAAAUCAGUAGCAAGGGAAGCUGCCAACUUUGUGGAAGAGUUUCGUCAAAGCAAUGACCCCAACGACACCAAUCACAGACCUGGGGGGCAGUAUAGGGAAACUUGGAGUCCCUCGAAACGUGGAUGGUUCAAGAUCAAUACAGAUGGUGCCGUGUACAAAGACACAGGGCAGAGCAGAAUUGGAGUGGUAGUUAGAAAUGAAAAAGGGCAACUGAUGGGAGCAAUGUCUAAGAAAAUUCUACUUCCGUUAGGUGCACUAGAGGUGGAAGCAAGAGCGGCAGAAGAAGGAAUUAUUUUUGCAAGGGAACUGGGACUUGGGGAAAUAAUAUCUGCCCUCGAGAAUCCUGAACACUCCCCAAGCUCAAUUCAGAAGAUUGUGGAAGGAGCCCAAACGAAACUAAAGGCAUUCAAGCAGUGGAAGACAAACCAUGUGCGUAGACACUGUAAUUUUGCAGCACACUUACUUGCUAGGCAUGCUUGUAAUAUUGAUGACUGUGUAAUAUGGGUUGAGGACACCCCACCCAUGAUUGCUGAUCAGAUCUGUAUGGAUAUUGUAUCUUCGGGUUUAGGCCCAGUUUAA
Messenger RNA from Quercus robur (English oak), 753 nucleotides. RefSeq lists its product as uncharacterized. The record is from RefSeq and is a predicted model, not a curated record. Gene Ontology annotation, molecular function: nucleic acid binding; RNA-DNA hybrid ribonuclease activity. The coding region runs from base 1 to 753 and encodes 250 amino acids. The transcript is spliced from 2 exons. NCBI's taxonomy places the organism in Eukaryota, Viridiplantae, Streptophyta, Magnoliopsida, Fagales, Fagaceae.